ACGCAUACCUCUCCUGGCAUUGGACACCUCAGGGAUACCGAAACGAUGACGUUCAGCUUGAACCCCAUCACUCUGUCCAAUCAGAUCCGCCAGAUGGGCGAUCCCCGAACACGUGACUACCCCGUGGUAACAGACCCUCUCUUCAUGUUCACGCUUCUGGCCACUUACCUGUAUUUCGUGAAGGUGGCCGGUCCGCGCUGGAUGAAGAAUAGGGAACCUUUCCAGAUCAUCAACAUCGUGCGCGUCUACAACCUGUUCUCGAUAGCUGUGGCCAUCCGCUUCCUCUACCUUGUGCUAAAGUUCACCUACCUCCCGGGCGGCCACUACAACCUCUGGUGCCAGGGCAUUACGGGUUACAUGACCGACGAGAUGCGAGAGUACUAUCGCACGGGAUGGAUCUACAUCGCGAUACGCUACUGCGACCUCCUGGACACAGUGUUCUUUGUGCUGCGCAAGAAGUUCACGCACGUCUCGCUCCUGCACGUGCUGCACCACACGAUCGUGGCGGCGAACACGUGGUUUUUCGCUCUGUUCGCGCCCGAAGGUCAGCCGACCCUGGGCAUGUGCCUGAACGUGUUCGUGCACAUCAUCAUGUACUCGUACUACUUCCUGACUACCUUCGGCCCUUCCGUGCGCAAGUACCUUUGGUGGAAGAAGUACCUGACCACGCUGCAGAUUGUGCAGUUCGUCCUCAUCAUGAUACACAUAUCGAUACCGCUCUUCGUCGACUGCGGUUUCCCGAGACACCUGAUCAUGAUGGGUAACGUGCAGACGUUUCUCAUACUCUGCCUCUUCGUAAAUUUCUACGUCAAGACGUACGUCGUCAAGCCAGCUCACUUGGUUUCACAGGUCGGCGAUUGCACGGAGAAAGAGGUCGUCUUUGUACCUAACGGAAAAAAUAAAUGCACGUAG
Messenger RNA from Rhipicephalus sanguineus (brown dog tick), 912 nucleotides. RefSeq names its product elongation of very long chain fatty acids protein AAEL008004. Gene Ontology annotation, cellular component: endoplasmic reticulum membrane. Gene Ontology annotation, biological process: fatty acid elongation, polyunsaturated fatty acid; fatty acid elongation, monounsaturated fatty acid; very long-chain fatty acid biosynthetic process. Gene Ontology annotation, molecular function: fatty acid elongase activity. The transcript is spliced from 2 exons. The coding region runs from base 46 to 912 and encodes 288 amino acids. Lineage: Eukaryota; Metazoa; Arthropoda; Arachnida; Ixodida; Ixodidae. The record is from RefSeq and is a predicted model, not a curated record.